This is a messenger RNA of Morus notabilis, 1400 nucleotides long. RefSeq names its product monooxygenase 2. The record is from RefSeq and is a predicted model, not a curated record. Bases 32 to 1288 code for a protein of 418 amino acids. The transcript is spliced from 5 exons. Lineage: Eukaryota; Viridiplantae; Streptophyta; Magnoliopsida; Rosales; Moraceae. Gene Ontology annotation, molecular function: FAD binding.
UAUUUAUAUAUAGAGAGAGAGAGAGAGAGAGAUGGAAGAAGUGGUAAUAGUGGGAGCAGGGAUAGCUGGGUUGGCCACAGCAGUGGCUCUAAAGAGAGUGGGGAUUAAAGCAUUGGUUUUGGAGAGAUGGGAUGGGCUUAGAGCCACUGGUGCAGCCUUGGGUCUCUUCCCAAAUGCUUGGCUUGCUCUUGAUGCCUUGGGUGUUUCUCAUAAGCUUACUUCAAUCUACGACAAUGUUGAAGUGGCGUUUGUAACCAAUUUGGAAAGUGGAGCAAUUCAACAAGUCCCUUCCGCUAGAACCAAUGUUGAUGCUCAAAGUGGACCCAAGUUAGUUCACCGAAAGGCCUUACUCGAGGCUUUGGCAGAAGAAUUACCAACCGACUCUAUCCGCUUUUCAUCCAAGAUCAACGCCAUCGGGUCAAUAACAGAUGAAGGUUCUUCUAUUGCUGUUGUUCAUAUGGAAGAUGGAAGUGUCAUCAAAGCAAAGGUUUUGAUAGGUUGUGACGGGGUACACUCAGUGGUGGCAAGCUGGUUGGGACUCGCCGCACCAGUCCAUUCCGGUCGAUCAGCAGUGCGGGGAUUGGCUGUAUUUCCUCAAGGCCAUCGGCUGAAACACGAAACCCACCAGUUCGUAGGUGCAGCGGGAAGAAGGGCUGGUUUCAUUCCCCUUACUGAUAAAGACCUCUAUUGGUUCUUGAGUUGUUCAUCUCCAGCUGAAGGGACGGAUCACCUGGCUGGAAACCCGGAACUAAUACAGAAAGAAGUAAUUGAAAACUAUGCCAAGGACUUGCCUGAACUAUAUCUAGACAUUGUCAAGCACUCUGAUCUUUCAACAUUGUCAUGGGCUCCAUUGGUGUUUAGGCAGCCAUGGAAAGUAGCAUUUGGGAACUUAAGCAAGCAAAACAUCACGGUGGCUGGCGACGCCAUGCACCCCAUGACGCCGGACUUGGGACAGGGCGGUUGCUCGGCGCUUGAAGAUGCUGUGGCUCUAGGUAGGCACAUUGGAACAUCCUUCAUACAAAAUGGUGGCCUUGUACCCAAUGAAAUGGCUAGAGCAUUAGCAAAUUAUGUCGAGGAAAGAAGGUGGCGCGCCACUUGGUUGAUCACAGGAUUAUAUUUGUCAGGAUGGGUGCAAGGAGGUUCUUCUUGGGUUGUGAAGCUCUUCAGGGAUACAAUAUUUUAUAGAUUCCUUUUCCGCAAGAUAUUUAGUAUUAAUCAUUAUGAUUGUGGCAAACUUCCUAGUAUCGCUGAUGAGGAACAAACUGGGAACAAUAAGAAGUUUAAAUAACAUGUUUAUCAAGUAGGAUUAUUUAGAAUAUUUGAAUUUAUAGUUGUGAUUAUCUAUUUGGAUUAUUUAGGAGUUAUCUAUGCAAUUUGAUUAUUUGGUUUUGUUUAUCUUA